Betta splendens (Siamese fighting fish) is the source of this 941-nucleotide messenger RNA. Its product is annotated as diamine acetyltransferase 1-like. Gene Ontology annotation, molecular function: N-acetyltransferase activity. The transcript is spliced from 6 exons. The coding region runs from base 190 to 705 and encodes 171 amino acids. NCBI's taxonomy places the organism in Eukaryota, Metazoa, Chordata, Actinopteri, Anabantiformes, Osphronemidae. The record is from RefSeq and is a predicted model, not a curated record.
AAGGAGCGGGCAGUAGAAGGGCAGCGACCCAGCCGAGGGCCGAGUUCAAGUGCAUGAGCUUGUCCGAACUAGCGCGUCUGUACCAGAGGCUGACCGUGGGAUAAAAGCCAACCUGAAGCGAAUGAAGAAACAACUGAUCUUUCUCUUCACGUACAGAGGACUGUUGGGCAAGAAGGCCAAAAGAAGAAAAUGGAAUAUAUAUUACGAAAAGCCGAACCCAGAGACGUUUCUGACAUAUUACGACUGGUGAAGGAACUUGCCAAAUACGAAGAGAUGGAGCACCAGGUGACACUCACUGAGAAAGAGCUCCUGGAGGACGGAUUCGGUGACACCCCGUUUUACCAUUGCAUCAUCACUGAAAUCCACGGACAGAACCGCAGUGAUGAUCCAAAGGUGGUGGGUUUUGCCAUGUACUACUUUACAUACGACCCCUGGGUCGGCAAACAGCUCUACCUGGAGGACUUCUACGUGAUGCAAGAGUACAGAGGGCUGGGCAUCGGAUCACACAUCCUGCGUCACCUCAGUGAUCUGGCGGUGAAGACGCGCUGCACCGGCAUGAUGUUUGUGGUUGCGGAGAACAACGAGCCAUCGCUGCAGUUCUACAAGCGGCGCGGGGCAGAGGACCUCUCUCAGGAGGAGGGAUGGAGGCUCUUCAGGUUCGACAAGGACAGCCUUGAGAAGAUGGCCACAAAACCUGAGGAGUGAGGGAGGUGAAGUGUGUCAGAAGCAGGUCGACUUGUUCAGCUUUUAAGGGGAACGUCUCAGUUCACAUACUGUGUAGUAAAAUUAAUGUUCCUUUAUUCGGCUUUGUUGCUUUCUACCAACGUGGAAUCACGUUUGUUCCUUACAACCUUUAACCGUCUCUGUCUUUGGAGCAUUACUACAUUUGCUGUGCAGGAAGAAAUAAAAUCACUCAAGCUUUAAUAAAACAUGUGAUCACA